Messenger RNA from Camelina sativa (false flax), 1021 nucleotides. RefSeq lists its product as uncharacterized. Gene Ontology annotation, cellular component: endoplasmic reticulum membrane. NCBI's taxonomy places the organism in Eukaryota, Viridiplantae, Streptophyta, Magnoliopsida, Brassicales, Brassicaceae. The record is from RefSeq and is a predicted model, not a curated record.
AAUGCUUUUUUAAUUUCUUUAUAUGAAAAAAAAAAAUCAAAAAAUCGAAGAAAAUAAAAAACCCAGAAAGAGCCCAAAAGAAAUAGACGCAGAGACAAAAAAGAAACAAACUUGUUCCUCCUUUAUUGUACGAUUCAGUUCAUCAUCAUCUCCGAUCUCCUCCUCCUCCUCCUCCUCCUCCUCCUCUGAUCUUCCAAAUCUCCGGCGAUGUACGUUAGAGCACUUCCGACGACGGAUGUGAAUCGGAACACGGAGUGGUUCACGUAUCCUGGUGUUUGGACUACUUAUAUUCUCAUCCUCUUCUUCUCUUGGCUCCUCGUUCUCUCCGUCUUCCAUUGUUCUCCUGGCAUCGCUUGGACCAUCGUUCACCUCGCUCAUUUCACCGUCACGUAUCAUUCGUUCCAUUGGAAGAAGGGAACACCGUUUGGAGAUGAUCAAGGAGUCUAUAAUAGGUUGACUUGGUGGGAACAGAUUGAUAAUGGCAAGCAGCUUACACGUAAUCGCAAGUUUCUCACCGUUGUUCCUGUUGUCUUGUACUUGAUAGCCUCUCACACAACAGACUAUCAGCACCCGAUGCUCUUUCUCAACACACUGGCCGUAUUUGUCAUGGUGGUCGCAAAAUUCCCACACAUGCACAAGGUCCGCAUAUUUGGAAUCAAUGGAGACCAAUGAAAACUUCUGAGAAAACAAAGAUAAAAGGUAUGUGUAUUAUGCGAGUCAGAGUAGUAGUUGGAAUGUGGAAUCCAAACGACAAGUGCCAUCAGUCAUUCAACGUGUCUGUACCCUUAGACAGACGUUGAAUCCCAACAAGAGAAAAAAUGUGUUAUUUGGUCUCCAUCCCAUCGCAUAAUCAAACCUUUUCUACUCUUUGUUUGGGGCUUCUAUUUAAUUCAUAUUUGAUCUCGUUUGUGGUCUCCUAGUUUCUUAUUUUGUGUAAUCCCGAAACCGGUUACAACAGAAGUUGUUUAGUGAGCAAUCUUAGGGUUUGAAUGAAUAGUUGGGGAAGAGAAAUUUAUAUACA